Messenger RNA from Erythranthe guttata (spotted monkey flower), 4178 nucleotides. RefSeq names its product Structural maintenance of chromosomes (SMC) family protein (gene TTN8). The record is from RefSeq and is a predicted model, not a curated record. Gene Ontology annotation, biological process: sister chromatid cohesion. Gene Ontology annotation, cellular component: nucleus; chromosome; cohesin complex. Gene Ontology annotation, molecular function: ATP binding; DNA binding; protein binding. NCBI's taxonomy places the organism in Eukaryota, Viridiplantae, Streptophyta, Magnoliopsida, Lamiales, Phrymaceae.
ACGUGCACACAUUUCCAUUUGCUCUCAUCUCUCUCUUUGGCGCUUCCCUCACUUCAGACAUGGAAAUUCCUUGGUGAAUUUUUCCCUCUAAAAAAUCCCCGCCUCUGCCGUAAACCCCAGAGCGCAUAUUCCACUUAUCAAUUUUGAAUCUCCACGCUUCUCUCCUCCACAAACUCUUCACUUUUUACCCCCAAUAACUAAAAACCCCCAAUUUUCGAAAUCCUAGGGUUUUCGUUCCCACCAAAAAUGCCGUCCCUUCCCAUCUCCGGCAAAAUCAUCCGGCUGGAGCUGGAGAACUUCAAAUCCUACAAGGGCCACCAGAUCAUCGGCCCCUUCUACGAUUUUACGGCCAUAAUUGGGCCCAACGGCGCCGGGAAGUCUAAUUUAAUGGACGCCAUAAGCUUUGUCCUCGGUGUCCGUACCGGUCAGCUGCGUGGGGCUCAGUUGCGGGACCUUAUUUAUGCGUUUGACGACCGUGAGAAGGAGCAGAGGGGACGUAGGGCAUACGUCAUGCUCGUCUACCAGCUUCCCGACGGUUCGGAGAUUGAGUUCACUCGGUCUAUUACUACUGCUGGUGGUAGUGAGUACAGGAUUGGGGACCGCAUCGUCAAUUGGGAUGACUACAAUGCAAAGCUCAAGUCGCUUGGUAUCCUUGUUAAAGCUCGGAAUUUCCUCGUUUUUCAGGGUGACGUGGAGUCCAUUGCUUCUAAGAAUCCUAAGGAACUGACAGCCCUUAUUGAACAAAUCUCUGGCUCUGAAGAACACAAGAGGCAGUAUGAAGAACUGGAAGUACAAAAAGCCGAAGCUGAUGAAAAGGCUGUGCUUGCUCAUCAGAAAAAGAAAACAAUUUCAGCAGAGAAAAAGCAGAAGAAGAUGCAGAAAGAGGAGGCUGAAAAGCAUCUCAAAUUACAAGAGCAACUGAAAUCUUUGAAGCAGGAACAUUUUCUUUGGCAACUGUUAAACAUAGAGAAAGAUAUUGAAAAAGCUAAUGAGGACAUGGAUGCUGAAGACAAUAGCCUGAAAGAAAUUUUGCAUGAAUUGGAUAAUUAUGAAGCUGAAGCAAGGAAAAAGAAUAAAGAACAAGCUGGAUAUAUGAAAGAGAUUCAACAAUGUCAGAGAAGGAUCAAAGAGAAACAAAGUAGGCUCGAUAACCAAUCUGAUCUUGUGAAGUUGAAGGAAGAGAUAGCCCGUAUCACGUCAAAAAUAAAAAGUUCGAGUAAGGAGCUAAGUAAGAAAAAAGAAGAAAAGAGGAGACAUGCUCAGGAGCUUGAGAAACUUGAUAAUGACUUGAAGGAUGUGACUAAGCAACUUGAAGACCUCCGUGAAAAAAGCCAGGGUGCUGGUGGAAAGCUUCAGUUAGUUGAUAGUGAAUUGGAGACAUAUCAUCAGAUUAAAGAGGAGGCCGGGAUGAAAACUGCAAAACUAAACGAUGAGAAAGAGGUUUUAGACAGGCAACAAAACGCUGAUACUGAAACAAAGAAAAAUUUGGAAGAAAAUGUUCAACAGUUGGAAAAUCGAAAGCAGGAACUAGAGUCGCAGGAGAAACAAAUGCAAACCAGACUGAAGAAAAUUCUUGAUUCAGUCGGGAAGCAUAAGGAAGAUCUUACAAAAGUGCGGAAGGAACAACGUGAGAUGAAAGAUAAACUCGUCGAUUCUAGGCGCAAAUAUGAUAUGUUGAAGGCAAAAAUUAAUGAUUUAGAUAAUCAGCUACGGGAAUUGAAGGCUGAUAGAAAUGAAAAUGAGAGAGAUGUCAGGUUGUCUGAGACAGUUAAAACCCUCAAGCGCCUCUUCCCUGGUGUCCGUGGCCGCAUGACUGAACUCUGUAGGACAACACAAAAGAAGUAUAACCUUGCUGUCACUGUUGCUAUGGGUAGAUUCAUGGAUGCGGUAGUAGUGGAGGAUGACCAUACAGGAAAGGAAUGCAUCAAGUAUUUGAAAGAACAGAGGCUGCCCCCACAGACAUUUAUACCUCUUCAGUCAGUGCGUGUGAAGCCAGUAACAGAGAGGUUGCGCACCUUGGGGGGAACUGCAAAACUGGUGUUUGAUGUCAUAGAAUUCGAUCGUGUGCUCGAAAAAGCUGUUGUUUUUGCUGUUGGAAAUACCUUAGUUUGUGAUGAUCUCAAUGAAGCUAAGCGCCUUAGCUGGAGUGGGCAGAGAUUCAAAGUUGUGACUACUGAUGGGAUCUUAUUGACUAAAUCUGGUACAAUGACUGGUGGCACAAGUGGCGGAAUGGAAGCACGUUCACACAAAUGGGAUGACAAGAAAGUUGAAGGUCUUAAAAGGAAAAAAGAAGAUCUGGAGGUCGAAUUGGAAGAGCUUGGUUCAAUAAGGGAAAUGCAGCUUAAGGAAUCCGAAGCGUCUGGAAAAAUUAGUGGCCUUGAAAAGAAGAUUCAGUAUACAGAAAUUGAGAAGAAAAGUAUUGAAGAUAAACUGAACAAAUUAAAGGUGGAGAAGCGAAAUAUUGAGGAUGAAAUUGGCCGUGUCAAGCCUGAAGUUCAAAAGUUGGUAAAUGUUAUCACCACGAGGGCAUCAAAGAUCCUGUCAUUAGAGCAGAGGAUCAAUGAUAUUGUCGACCGAGUCUACAAGAAAUUUAGCGAGUCUGUUGGCGUAAAAAAUAUUCGUGAAUACGAAGAAAGCCAUCUCAAGGCUAUUGAGCAGAUAGCUGCAGAAAGAUUUAACUUGCAUAAGCAGCAAUCGAAGCUCAAAUAUCAGUUGGAGUAUGAAAAAAAACUAGACGUGGGUGCACGUAUUACCAAGCUGGAAUCAACAGUUCUUAACUUGAAAAAAAAUCUGAAAGAAGUUGAAGAAAAGCAGCAUAAAUUGAAAUCAGCAACGGAGACAGCAAAUUCUGAGAUUGGAGAUUUAAAUGAAGAAGUGCAGGAUUGGAAGGCCAAAGCAGAGGAGUGCGAAAAGGAUAUUCAGGUAUGGAAGAAAAAAAUCUCUGCUGCUACAUCAAAUAUCACCAAGCACAAUCGGCAAAUUAAGUCUAAGGAGACUCUGAUAGAGCAGCUUACUCAGCGGAAGCAAGAAAUAGUGGAGAAGUGUGAACUAGAACAGAUAGACCUUCCGACAGUUUCCGACCCUAUGGAGACUGAAUCCUCUUCCCAGGGACCAGUUUUUGAUUUUAGUUCGCUGAAUAGAUCGCUUCAGCAGAAGUCAAAACCGUCUGAAAGGGAUAAGAUUGAAGCAGAAUUCACACAGAAAAUAGCUUCCUUGAUGUCUGAAAUUGCAAGAACUGCCCCAAAUAUGAAGGCACUGGAUCAGUAUGACGCAGUAUUGGAAAAGGAAAAAGCCGCGUCCAAAGAAUGGGAAGCAGCUAGAGAUGAACAGAACAGAGUAACUGCUGAAUACAACAAAGUCAAGCAGAUGAGGCAUGAACUAUUUAUGGAUGCUUUUAAUCACAUCUCCAGUAACAUAAACAAAAUAUACAACGAACUGACAAAGAGCAAUACACAAUCGGUGGGUGGGAUUAGCAGUACCCAUGCAGUGGGUGGAACAGCACAUCUGAACUUGGAAAACCCCGACGAGCCAUAUCUAUAUGGCAUCAAGUACAGUGCCAUGCCACCUACUAAGCGAUAUCGAGAUAUGCCACAGCUAUCUGGUGGUGAAAAAACUGUUGCUGCACUUGCACUGCUCUUCUCUAUCCACAGUUUCAAGCCCUCACCAUUUUUUAUACUGGACGAAGUGGAUGCUGCAUUGGAUAAUUUAAACGUUGCAAAAGUUGCUAGCUUUAUCCAAUCGAAAUCUUGUGGAGGGGCAAGGUUGGAACGGGAUGUUGAAAUGGGGUCCGGGUUCCAGAGCAUUGUGAUAUCUCUCAAGGAUAAUUUCUACGACAAAGCUGAAGCUUUGGUUGGUGUUUAUCGCGAUUCUGACAAAGGGUGCUCGAGGACAUUGACCUUUGACUUGACAAAGUACCGCGAGUCAUGAGAGAGGCUCAAAUCAGGACUAUUGGAAAUGUGUAUGUAUUAGGGAAAUAACUGAGAUUUCAGUAUUAAGUAAAAUGUACAUGAUCAGGAAAUUUGUUAAGAGUGAGUAGCUUAAAUAAUUAACAGGUAGGUGUAUUUGAUUUUAUAAUCUUCCACAAAACCUCGUUAUUAUCGAUCAAUCUAACGGAAAAUAACAGUUUGCAGUUAAAUUUAUCGUCUUGAAUGUCUUUUAAGUUUUUAUUUUUCGACGAC